Molecule: messenger RNA, 1534 nt
Organism: Medicago truncatula (barrel medic)
Lineage: Eukaryota; Viridiplantae; Streptophyta; Magnoliopsida; Fabales; Fabaceae
Exons: 9
Coding region: 203-1021 (272 amino acids)
Source: RefSeq, a predicted model, not a curated record
GCAUCCAAAAUCCAAACCUUUUAACACGUGGCAAAUUCUAAUAGGCCACUGUAUCGUGGUUCCAUUCUGGUACCAAACCGAGUCUGUGCAAGAAGCAUCUUCAACUUCUUCUUUCACGUGUGCAAGUUUCAAUCUUUUUUUGUUUUUGGUUCGGAAAUGGUUCAUGAUUCUUUGAAAAGUAACAAGAGAAUCUACAACAAGAAUGAAUAAGAUUUUGGUUUGGUUUCAUCGAUUUGUCGUGUUCUUGUUGCUUACAAGGGUUUCUUCACUUCCACACAUUGAUGAUGGCCAUGUAGAUUCAGAUGCUGCAAGAAUUCUGGAUCAGGAGCAGAGUGGUGAUCAUCAAAUACAUUGCUCUAGAGAAAGAAGUAGAAUAGCUUGGAAGAUCGUUCAAGAGUAUUUGACGCCAUUUGUAGAGAAAGAAAAAUAUAAUAUCUCAAGAAGGUGCAGGCUUCACCCUGACAAUGAUAUAUAUAGAGAUCAGGAACAACAUAAAUCUCAUAUAGAUAUAAAUGAAUGGCAGUGUGGAUACUGUAAGAAAACUUUCUACGAAGAGAAACAUCUUGAUCAACAUUUCGACAACAGACACUCCAAUUUACUUAAUUUGAAAGAAAGCCGGUGCUUAGCAGAUGUAUGUGGGGCACUGCACUGUGAUCAUGAAAUUAAUUCUGGGUCAAAAAAAUCAAAGUGCAAUCCUGCUGCUGCAGCAAGAAAUAAGCAUAUAUGUGAGACCAUAGCUGAUAGUUGUUUUCCAGUAAACGAGGGUCCUGCAGCGAGCCGGCUUCAUGAAUUCUUCUUGCAUCAAUUCUGUGAUGCUCACAGCUGCACUGGACGUGGAAAGCCUUUCUCCAGAGGACGCAGGAAAAAGACAAAUGUGUUCUACAUAGUUGCCUCCAUUUUUCUUGUGAUGUUGCUGGUACUCUUUUAUCUCUACAUGUAUUUAUAUCAGAGAGGAUUGAAAAAGGAAAGUCAAAUGCUGAGGCGUGUCUCACAAGCAGGCCGAAAAAAGAAGCCAUCAUAAUCAUUAGAUCUUUCCCUUUAGAAGCUCUCAACCUGUUUUUUCAGAAAGUAACGGUGUAUCUAAUGGGUUCAGCUAGAACUGUACUGCAUUUGAAAUCCAGUUUACACUUUUUCUGCUAUUUGCAAGUGAAAGUUGGAGGAGGAAAGCGGCCACAUAGCCAAAUUGAAAAUCAUGUCUAUCUGUUUUGCUAAUUGUAAGCGGAAUUCUUUGUAUACUCGGUACCUGUUUAGAUAUAAGUUUUUUUUUCACAUUUCUCACGUCCCAAUGUGGUGUGGCCGUGAAUUUUGUAAAGCUAUAAAUUCAAGCUUUGAAUUAACCGCACAUUAGUAGCCUUUUCGACGUGGUUCUAAACACAGGCAUAGAUUUUGUUAACACAAAGGAAAACGAAUGAUUAGAUCCAUGUUGGUUGGCUAUUUUCAUUUGCGUGUGCAUGACUCAAACCUUUGCAGUGUAUUUCCUAAACUUGUUUACUAAGUUGAUUAGUUAAUCUUUUUUUUUGAACACUUUCACAUU